AAGGAGAAGAGACUUUGGAGUAAACAGUAUGGAUUGUGAACUGAAUUGAGAAGAGGGAAAGAAGAAGAAGAAGAAGAAGAAGAAAGAGAUGAUGGAGAUGGAAAUGGAAGGGCGGGUCAAGGCUCUGCCUUUCAAAGUCAAGGCCAUGUCCAGAGAGUCUCCUUCUCAGAAAGCUGCUCAUGUCCUCGACGCUGACCUCCGCACCCACUGGUCUACUGCUACCAACACCAAGGAGUGGAUUCUUCUCCAACUCAAUGAACCUUGCUUGCUCUCUCAUAUUCGGAUUCACAACAAGUCCGUUCUCGAAUGGGAAAUUUCUCUUGGUUUGCGCUUCAAGCCCGAGACAUUUGUCAAAGUACGCCCGCGUUGUGAAGCUCCUCGACGAGACAUUGUGUACCCGAUGAACUACACUCCAUGUCGUUAUGUCAGAAUAUCUUGUUUACGAGGAAACCCAAUUGCUCUUUUUUUCAUACAGCUGAUUGGAGUUUCAGUGAUUGGCCUUGAACCAGAGUUUCAACCUGUUGUGAACCACUUGUUGCCUCAAAUCAUUUCCCAUAAACAAGAUGCCCAUGAUAUGCAUCUUCAGUUGCUUCAAGACAUGACCAAUCGCUUACAUGCCUUCAUCCCCCAACUUGAGGCAGAGCUUAACAGCUUUUCAGAUGCUGCCGAACCUAACUUACGGUUUCUUGCUAUGCUUGCGGGUCCAUUUUAUCCGAUUCUUUAUGUCAUAAAUGAAAGGGCCACAACAAAGUCUGCAGGCAGUGUUUCGGACUCUGAAGUUUCUAGGAAUAGUCAGCCAUCUUCAGCUUUGACUGUUUCAUCUAACUUUGAGCCACGGAGAUUACGCAGUGCACCUUUCUUCUUAUCCACCUCUAGUUCCAUGGUGUUUCGUCCAGAUCUGAUAUUCAUGCUGUUGAGAAAGGCAUACAAAGAUUCUGAUCUGGGAAUUGUUUGCAGGACGGCUUCUCGAAUCCUGCAAAAGCUUUUAGAACCUCUUACUGUGCAAGAAACAUCAGCAUCUCCUAGUGAAGCAACAUCUGGGGAUGAAUCAUAUAAAUCUGAUUUACUUUAUCCCGUCCUCUUACUUGAUUACUCAAAUUUAUUCGGGGAAGAAUUCCACCUACCUGAUGAUCAGUGGGAUUCCAACUAUCUUAACAUCUUGGAUUUAGGGGCCGUGGAAGAAGGAAUUUUACAUGUUCUUUUUGCCUGUGCGUCACAGCCUAUUCUCUGCAGUAAAUUGGCAGGGAGCAGUUCUGAAUUCUGGUCCGCAUUACCAUUGGUACAAGCAUUGCUGCCAGCUCUUCGUCCUUUAGUGAGCAGCCCUUCUGAAAUGGUUGAUGAUAAUUUUUCUCAGUGGAGACAACCUAUUGUACAACAAGCCCUAUCUCAGAUCGUAAUAACUUCGUCAUCAUCAUUAUACCGUCCGCUACUCUAUGCUUGUGCUGGCUACUUAUCAUCGUUUUCUCAAUCCCAUAGUAAGGCUGCUAGUGUCCUGAUUGACCUGUGUUGUAGUGUUCUAGCGCCUUGGAUGACUCAAGUGAUUGCAAAGGUUGAUCUGACUGUGGAACUUCUGGAGGAUCUUUUGGGUACAAUCCAGGGUGCUAAACAUUCUCUGGCUCGUGCUCGUGCUGCUUUAAAAUAUAUUGUGCUGGCUAUUUCUGGUCAUAUGGAUGACAUUCUGGGAAAGUAUAAGGAAGUCAAGCAUAAGAUUCUCUUUCUUGUGGAGAUGCUAGAGCCGUUUAUUGAUCCUGCCAUUGCUUCAUUUAAGAGCACAAUUUCCUGUGGAGAUCUCUCUUCCACUUAUCCUGAAAAACAAGAAAGCAAUUGUGUGAUUGCUCUCAAUGUGAUUCGUACAGCAGUACAAAAGCCAUCAGUUUUACCUUCUUUGGAAUCUGAAUGGAGGCGUGGCUCAGUUACUCCUAGUGUUCUUCUGGCAAUACUGGAACCUCGCAUGCAAUUACCUCCUGAAAUAGACAUUUGCACCUCUAUUUUGAAGCCGUUAGAACUUGAAUCUUCAAGUGGUUUAUCUUUUUCUAGUACUCCUUGCCAUGGGGUAGUUUCUUUAAAAUCAAACAACCAAGAUGAACUUGAUGCAAAAACAGGUGUCAGUGAUAGCGCUACUAAGAUGGAUGUUUUUGAAGAUGUCAAUAUUCUCUUUGCUCCAAUAGAACUACGUAGCAUGUCACUUACAAAUAUAUAUAGUGAUUUGAAUGAGUGUACCUCUGGCUCUAACAUCGGGGGUGUCAGUUUAGAAGCAAAGCUGGAGGCUGAAAAAAUCUUUCCCAAGCAGUCUCAUGUUGACUUGAUAAUAGAUACAGGUUUCAAUGCCGAAUACUUCAACUUACAAGCAGAUUACUUUCAACUUAUAAACUAUCAAGAUUGUGAGCUUAGAGCAUCCGAGUUUCGGCGUUUGGCCUUAGAUUUUCAUUCCCAAGACGAGAUUACAAUGGAGAGCCAUGAUGCAGCAAUAGAUGCUUUGCUCUUGGCUGCUGAAUGCUAUGUCAACCCCUUUUUUAUGAUGACCUUCAAGAAUGGGCCAAAGUUGAAGAACCAGAUCAACAUCAAGGAGACUAGAGCUCUAAAAGAACAUGAGUUUCAGUUUAGAAAAGUCUCUGGAAAGUCUAGAACCGACUUAAAAACAAUAGCUCUACUUGAAAAGAAAAGAGAUAAAAUUGUUCUCCAAAUUUUGCUUGAGGCUGCUGAAUUAGACAGGAAAUUUCAGGAAAAUAUAUCUGGUGGCGAAGAUUAUUCGUGUUAUGAUGGUAUAUCUGAUGAACAAGUUGUGAACUUGUCUCCACUUGACACACAGGAUGUGGAUGCCAUCACAUUGGUUCGACAAAAUCAAGCUCUGUUGUGCAACUUUUUAAUUGAAAGGCUGAGAAGAGAACAUCACUCAUUGCAUGAAAUUCUUUUGCAGAGUCUUGUUUUUUUGUUGCACUCAGCCACGAAGCUAUAUUGCAGUGCUGAUCAUGUGAUUGAUAUUAUAGUACGAUCUGCUGAGUACUUAAAUGGGAUGUUAACAUCCCUUUAUCACCAAUUAAAAGAAGGAAAACCUAAUUUGGAGCCAGAAACAAUACAUGGGAUACAACGCCGAUGGAUACUCCUUCAGAGAUUGGUAGUUGCUUCAAGCUGUGGUGAUGAAGGGGCAGGAUUUGCUAUCAAUAAGAACAAUGGUUUCAGUUAUACAAAUUUGAUUCCACCUUCAGCCUGGACAAAUAGAAUCUCUUCAUUUUCUAGAUGUAAAUCUCCUCUUGUUCGGUUUCUUGGCUGGAUGGCAGUAUCUCGUAAUGCAAGGCAGUAUAUACGGGACCAAAUUUUCCUUGCUUCUGAUCUGCAACAGCUGACAAAUUUGCUAUCCAUAUUUGUUGAUGAGCUUGCUGUAGUGGAUAGUUUUAUCAAUCAUGGAUAUGAAAAUGUGAAGUUAGAAGAAUCUGGCAAUCAACGACUUGAAUACCAAUCUUUUCAUUCUUUCCAUGUUAUUUACCCUGAUCUAUACAAGUUCUUUCCUAGUAUGAAAAACCAGUUUGGAGGUUUUGGGGAAACCAUUUUGGAGGCUGUUGGCUUGCAGUUGAGAUCUCUUCCUUCCACUGUCGUGCCAGAUAUUUUAUGUUGGUUCUCUGAGUUGUGCUUGUGGCCGUUUUAUCAUGUGGAUCAAAUGACUUCACAAAGUAGUUAUGAUUAUUUGAAAGGUUACAUUGCAAAGAAUGCUAAGGUGGUUGUCCUUUAUGUACUAGAAACUAUCAUAACAGAGCACAUGGAAGCUAUGGUGCCUGAGAUCCCUAGAGUAGUGCAAGUGCUUCUGUCCCUUUCUAAAGCUUCAUAUUGUGACGUUUCAUUUAUUGAUUCUGUUUUGUGUUUGUUGAAGCCAAUCAUUUCGUAUACCUUAAGUAAGGUGUCUGAUGAGGAAAGGUUAUUACACGAUGACUCCUGCCUUAAUUAUGAAUCAUUGUGCUUUGAUGAACUUUUCAAUAACAUUAGAUCUGAUGGAAAUCAGGACAGAACUACUGAAGAAAUGUACAGUAGAGGAUUGACAAUUUUUAUUUUGGCUUCUGUUUUUCCUGAUUUGUCUAUUCAGCGUAGAAGGGAGAUGCUGCAGUCCUUGUUGUCUUGGGCUAACUUUACUGCAUUCGAACCAACAAGUUCUUUCUAUGAUUAUCUUUUUGCAUUCCAGAAUGUUAUGAAAAGUUGCAAACUUUUGUUAGUUCAGAUGUUACAGUUAUUUGGUGCUAUUCCACUUCAGCCAUCGACUGGUAGACUCCCAGAUGACAGCUUGGAUUCACAUUUAGGGUUUUUAAGUGAUGUCUACCAAAACUCAUUGAACAAAGCCCCUAUUAAGUUGGAGGAUAGCAGUGAUGCUGCAAAUGUAAAUCAGAAAGUUCUCGAUUUAUCCACCGAGGAAAUUGAAGAAUUUUCUAAAGACUUAGAGGUUCUCAUUAUUAAACUUAACCCAGCAAUUGAUUCAUGUUGGAAUCUUCAUCAUCAACUGGCUAAGAAGCUUACAAUUACAUCAGCAGAAUGUUUCAUUUACUUGAGGUGUUUGUCAUCAGUUGCACAAAAAGCUGAUGAUGUGCAAGACAUUGACAGUGAAACCUCUAGUACAUCCAAGUCAGUUGACCAUUUCCUUGUUCAUUGGAGGGUUGGUCUUGAAGGAAUUUCUGAAACCAUUCUGACCCUUCAAGAAAAGGGUUGCUGGGAAGUUGCAUCUGUGAUGCUCGAUUGUCUACUUAGAGUACCCCAUUGUUUUGUGCUGAGUGAUGUCAUUGGUUUUAUUUGUUCUGCCAUAAAAAGUAAUUCAUGCAGUGCACCAAAAAUUGCUUGGCGUUUGCAGACAGAGAAAUGGUUAUCGAUCUUACUGGCUAGAAAUCUCCAUGCCGUUAAUGAAUGUGAGGCUUCUCUGGUUAAUUUGUUCUGUACACUGUUGGGUCAUCGUGAGCCUGAGCAACGAUUCAUAGCACUUCAACUCUUAGGAAAACUUGUUGGCCAAGAUAUGAAUGGAAGAACUGACCUACAAGAUUUUAGAUUUUGCAACAGUCUUUCCCCUGGCUUAGUCAUGUCUAUUCCUGAGUCUGCAAUUACCUAUUUGGUAUCAAGUACAUGGGAUCAUGUUGUCGUGGUGGCGUAUUCUGACGUGUCUUCACAUCUGAGGAACUGUGCAAUGGCCCUUCUUGUACAAUAUGUCCCAUUUGCUCGUAGGCACCAAUUACAAUCUUUCCUAGCAGCAGCAGAUAGUGUUCAUGGGCUGGGAAAGCUUGGUCAACCAACUUGUGAGGGCCCCUUGCUACGACUCUCAUUGGCACUUAUUGCUGCCGCUUGUCUGUACAGCUCUCCUGAAGAUAUUUCUUUGAUUCCUCAAAAUGUUUGGACAGAUAUUGAGACUUUAGGAUUGUCGAAAUCUGAAGGCAGGAUUGGAGAUCUUGAGAAAAGAGCAUGCCAAAUUCUGUGUAGAUUAAAAAAUGACGAGGUUGAAGCUAAAGAGGCUCUAAAGGAAGUACUAUCUGCAAGCUCUUCAAAACAAUUCAACCCAGAUUUUGUGAGUACUCGGGAAGCAAUUCUUCAGGUCAUGGCCAAUUUAACAUCUGUAAAGUCAUACUUUGAUUUCUUCUCCAACAAAGUAGACCAAGAAGAGAUGGAAAUGGAAGAGGCUGAAAUAGAAUUGGAUAUUCUUAAAAAAGAACAGGCUUUGCAAAAAUCAUCUAAUGAUUCAAAAGAAGAAUUUCCUUCAUUGACAUCUACUGUGAAAGAUGAUUCACGCCUUAAACAAAUCAAGGAGUCCAUUUGCUCCCUAGAAAAGUUGAAACUCCGAGAAGAUAUAGCAGUGCGCAGGCAAAGAAAACUUCUUACGAGACAUACCCGUCAGAAAUAUUUGGAAGAGGCAGCUGCACAAGAAGCAGAGCUUUUACAAGAACUUGAUAGGGAGAGAGCAGCUGAAGCUGAGAAGGAAAUUGAGAGACAACGAUUGCUAGAACUUGAGCGUGCGAAAACCAGGGAAUUGCGACACAAUCUUGAUAUGGAGAAGGAGAGGCAAACACAGAGAGAACUUCAGCGGGAAUUGGAGCAGGCCGAAUCAGGAGUACGACCAUCUAGGCGUGAAUUUUCUUCCUUCGCUCAUAGUGGGAGGCCCCGGGAAAGGUAUCGAGAAAGGGAUAAUGGACGAGCAGGAAAUGAAGGGAGCACAAGAACAAGUACUAGUGGCAGUUUGCAGCUUGAUACUAAUUCUUCUAUGGUGGCGAUGCCAACAGUUGUACUGUCUGGGUCCCGACAAUUUUCGGGCCAGCUUCCUACCAUUUUGCAAUCUCGUGAUCGUGUAGAUGAAUGUGGCAGUAGUUAUGAAGAGAAUAUAGACGGAAGCAAGGACUCUGGUGACACAGGUAGUGUUGGAGAUCCAGACUUGGAUGGACAGCUUGGUGGAUUUGGAUCUUCUCAGAGGCAUGGAUCUCGAGGGAGCAAGUCUAGGCAGGUAGUAGAACGCAGGGAGCAGCGAGGAGAUGGCAGACGUGAGGGUAAGUGGGAAAGGAAGCAUUGACAACAGAAAAACAUGUAGCAGCCUGUGGAUCCUAAGAUUUAGAAUCAAAAGCCUGACUGAUUGAUUAUUCUUUAUGCUCUUGAUUGUAUGUAGUGAUGGCUGAUGUGAUAUCUAAUGAAAUGUCACUCAUUUUGUUCAUACACAUUUAAUGAAAUUUUGUAACAAUGGAAGUAAUAACUAUCAAAUUAUAUAAUGUAUUUUACAUAUAAGUUGAAAAAUAGGUUCCUUUGCCCAUGUUCGGGUUGAUAA
This is a messenger RNA of Humulus lupulus (European hop), 6772 nucleotides long. RefSeq lists its product as uncharacterized. Lineage: Eukaryota; Viridiplantae; Streptophyta; Magnoliopsida; Rosales; Cannabaceae. The record is from RefSeq and is a predicted model, not a curated record. The coding region runs from base 89 to 6523 and encodes 2144 amino acids. The transcript has 26 exons.